This is a messenger RNA of Chrysemys picta bellii (western painted turtle), 7484 nucleotides long. The record is from RefSeq and is a predicted model, not a curated record. NCBI's taxonomy places the organism in Eukaryota, Metazoa, Chordata, Testudines, Emydidae.
UCAGGGUGGGAGGGGGAAACAAUCAAGCUGGUGACUAAACCUCUGCCCCGCCCAGGCUGAACAGAGCUCAGAUAACUACACAAAAGGAAGACAAGGGUGUGGAACCGUUGCUCUUAAUGCACCUGCUACCCAGGAUUAAUUCACUCACGCAGAUCGAAUUGUUCGUUACCAGCCGGGAGGCAGAUGUUGUAACCCCAAAUCCUGCUGAUUAAGAGGAACUUGAUUUAGGAAGUGGAUUUAUCACUGGGAAGAAACUUUUGCCCCCGCUCCCAAGAUGUUUCGGGAGAGAAAGUGUCUGUGUCAGAUUCAGCGCCUGUUGUUCAUGGGAUUUCUGAUGCUGUUUGCCACGGUGGUGCUGAAAUACUCCUCCUGGGAAUGCAACUUCAGUGAUCUUGGGAAAGAGACGGUGUAUCUGAAGAGCGAGAGUUGCAAGGAUCAUCUCUACCAGUCUCUGAAGUUGUCUCCCAGCGGCCAGAUCAACUGCUCUCGGAUCAUCAGAGGGGAUGUAGAAGCAGUAGAGGAGGCUCUUUUGAGCAGGCUAGAGACGAAAACCAAAUCGGAGCCUUUAGCCCCAAAAGAUUACGUGAACUUGACUAAGGACUGCACUCACUUCAAAGCGCGCAGGAGGUUUGUUGAGUUCCCACUAAGCAAAGAGGAGGAAGAUUUUCCUAUUGCAUAUUCCAUGGUAGUGCAUGAGAAGAUUGAGAUGUUCGAAAGAUUGUUAAGGUCCAUCUACACGCCCCAGAAUAUAUACUGUGUCCACGUAGAUCUGAAAUCCCCGGACGAAUUCAAGGAGGCAGUCCGAGGGAUCGCCUCCUGCUUCGAAAAUGUCUUUGUGGCCACUAAACUGGAGAGAGUAGUGUACGCAUCCUGGUCCCGGGUCCAAGCGGACCUGAACUGCAUGGAGGAGCUACUCAAGAGCAACGUGCCCUGGAGGUAUCUCUUAAACACUUGCGGCACCGAUUUCCCCAUCAAAACUAACGCCGAGAUUGUCCGAACCCUGAAGUUUCUAAAUGGGAAAAACAAUAUGGAAUCUGAGAAACCCUCGUCGAUCAAGGCGGCUCGCUGGAAGUACCACCACCACGUGGAGAACUCGGUGAUCCGAACCGCCACGGAGAAGAGCCUCCCGCCCCAUGGCUCACCCAUGUUCACGGGCAAUGCCUAUGUUGUGGUCACAAGGGACUUUGUUCAAGCCCUCUUUGAAAACCCGACGGCGCAGCGGCUGCUGGAGUGGUCAAAAGAUACUUACAGCCCAGAUGAAUAUAUUUGGGCCACCCUCCACCGGAUGCCAGGCAUGCCAGGAUCGGUGCCUUAUAACGAUAAGUAUGAGGUCUCUGAUGUCAAUGCUGUUGCUAGAUUGGUGAAGUGGUCCUACCUGGAGGGCGAUGUCAGCAAAGGGGCACCCUACCCUCCGUGUACGGGUGCCCACCAACGGGCCGUCUGUGUGUAUGGGGUAGGUGAUCUUCACUGGAUGCUCCAAAACCAUCAUCUGCUAGCCAACAAGUUUGACCCAAAUGUAGAUGAAAACGCAAUCCAGUGUCUGGAGGAAUAUCUACGUUACAAGUCAGUGUACGGGAGAGAUCUCUGAGAGCACGUCCGGCCUGGCACGGGGAAAACACAAAGCUAGAGAGCGACUUGUAAAGAACUUCGCAAAAAAUGCUAUGCAACAUUUACACAGCACGUGGUUUUAACUCGGACUCUAAGCAAGCGGGGGAUUUUGCUCUGCACAGAGUACUUGUCACUGAAUUGACCGACUUGAAACUAUCCACAGUAUUUUUCCUAUGGUAAAAAUCUCUCAAUAGAUGCUGUCUGAAUUACAGUGAAAGGUACAGCCUCCUGAUUUAAGUACUGAGUCAGAUUCUGCUCCACCUUGAACAGAAAAGCCCCAGUAAGUGAUCGCCCUGUCCUUGGCGUGAUUGCUCAGGAUGGAUUUCUAAUAAAAGCCUUUUCAUUUGAAGGAAACAAAGGAAUUUGCUAAUCACUUGGAAUGUCUGUUUAAUUUGCUUCCUCCAUUCUACCGUUGAGGUUGCAUUCUAAAGUAAUGGUGCUUUUGUAGUUUAUGCUAUAAAAUAAGGAGACUUCUACUAUAGAGGGGGAAAGAAGAUUUAAGCUGGUUAUCCAGGCGCAGUCAUUUUCCUAGUGAAGGUUCUCUUCUGUGGGAACCGUAUUAUUCUCACUAUGUGGCUUGACAGUGUAAUAUUCAGGACCUGCUUAUUCUCAAAUCCGGUCUGCAGGUAGUUAGUACUCAGUACCAGGACAUGCUAUCUAGAGUAAGGAUUUUCCACAGAAAAUGUUAACUGUAAGAAUCUAUGGAUUUAAAUGAUGCUGUUUGGACCCAUAAAUGUAUAUAAUGGGAACUGCAGUUCAGGAGUAUUCAGAUGUGGAGUGCUGGUACAGUCCUCUGUUUCUGCGAUAAAGUGAUUGAUCUGGAAGUUGUACAUAAGCAUCACAUUUCAUCCCCACCGGUCUUGGGGAAAGAGCCCCACACUUUUUUAGGGGGUGGGGGACUCAAAAAAAUUGCAGCAUAACUUUUUUCUGCUUUGUGGUGAAAGUUUGGAAGAACUACUUUAUCUGUAGACAUGAUUUCCUGGUACAUUAGCACACAACAGCAGCCUUAAAGAUAAAAUCUCUUAAGGAAUAUUAUAAACCUUAAUGUUGUUUGAACAUAGCGUUUGUGCUUUGGUUAAAAAGCAGGCAGUUGGCUUACUAUGAAUCAACAUUUCCUUUGUUCCUGAUUCUCUUUACUUUCUGCUGUUUCCCUCCCUUUUCAUUCUAUGUUUUACUAAUCUUUCACAUACACACUACAAAGAUAGAGGUGAAUUAGUUUCCUUGUAUUUCCUUUUGUAUGGAAAACCACAAAUGUCAACCCUGUGUGAUUAAGUAAAUUAGUUUCCUAGCUUCUCUUUUCCUGGUUCUGUCUUGUCAGUUGCUUAUAUUUAAAAAUAAGGGGUAGGCAAAUGAAUCUUGAAAACAUUGCCAAAGUGUUUUCCUCUGUAGAGUAGAAAGAAAACCAGAGUGGAAGAUUAAAGGUUCAGAUCAGUUUAUACAAGAGCACAAACGACUUUAUAUAGUUCACUUUCUUUGCCUCAUGCUGUGCCUACGUGGCAGAGGUGGCUUUCCAAACACCAUCCUUACUACUACCUAACUUGAUUGACCCCGACUGUGUCUUUUACUACCUCAACCAGUUUGGCUUUGUUUGUUUUAAACAUGCCACUAACAAAAAGCUAACCAGAAGCUAUGUUUUGUAUAUUUAAUUUUCUUCCUUAGCGUUAAAAAAAAUAAUGAAAAUAUAAAAACUCAGCUCCUUGGCUAUUUUGUAGCCUUUAUGGCUUAAUUGUUGAGAAUACAUAGGACUGGGAGACUGGAGAUCCAGGUUAUGCUGACCUGCUGUGUGACCAAAGCCAUUUAACUUCUGUGCCUCAGUUUCAUCAUCUGCAAAACUAGGACAAUAACCCUUAACUCCAGUGGUGGUAUGAGGCUAAAUUCAGUGAGAUUCUUGGAUAAAAGGUGCUAUAAGUGAAAGUUAUGGUCAAAGAGAACCCCAAGUCCCAGUUAGAAUUAAGACAGCCAAGAUUUCCAUGAAAAGCAGGGAGUUUGCCCCCCAAUCUUAGUCAAAUAACCAACCAUUACUCAACUCAUCCCUUCCCUCUCUAUAACUUCUCUUGUAAUGGAUGGGGACUUGAGGGGGACACACGUGUUUUUAUAUUGAACCUACCCUGAGAGCUUUGCUAGCUAAUCCAGCCAGCUUCCAUGGGCCCAGCUGCUUUUCCCUGUGUCACCUUGAACCUUAGGUCAUUCUUCUCUGUACUAUUAUCCUAUACGUAUAUAUUUCACUAGUGCAGCACUAUAAUACUGUGGCUGCCGGCUGACAGCCACUAUUGCCCUACUGAUGUCUGAGGCAAUUCCAUGACAGUAGGCUGGAGGGAUAUAAAUGAGGGUGACUGAAGUUGCAAUUGCCUACAUUUUCGAUUUAGUUUUUCAGAAUCGCAACCUGAUUUAAAUCAAUUAUUUAAAAAGACAAUCGAGUGGUUGAAAUCAUUAUUUCAACCACUUGAUUGUCUUUUUAAAUAAUUGAUUUCCAUAAUCGCAGCCUGAUUUAAAACUAAAUCAAAAAUGUAGGCAAUUGCAACUUCAGAUUAAACCGUAUCAUGAACUCCAUUAUAAAAUGCUGUUUUUUAAAAUGCCACAACUGGUAGGGAAUCUGAAUGUUACAAAAUUGCUAUAAGCAACACAAAACAUUAACCAUUAGGGCCCUGAUCCCACAAAAACCUAAUCAAGUAGGUGACUUUACUCAGUAGGGUGACCAGACAGCAAGUGUGAAAAAUCAGGUUUCAGGGGGUGGAGGAUAAUAAGCGCCUACACAAGACAAAGCCCCAAGUAUCAGGACUGUCCCUAUAAAAUCAGGACAUUUGGUCACCCUAUUACUUUCACAACUAAACCCAUUCACUUCAAUGGGACUACUCAUGUGCUUCAAGUUAGGCAUGGGCAUAAAGGUUUGCUCCAUCAGUGGCUAAAACUGUAUUUCUAUUAAAAACUUUAGUGGCAUAAAAUUUGUCACUUACAUACAAAAUUGCCUCAGUAUCAACAAUGAAAAUUUGUGGAUAUUUUCAGUGGGUUAGCAAAUGUAUUGUGAAUUUUUCAUUCUCACAGGGCAAAUUUUCAAAAUAAGAAUCCUAAAGUUAAGUGUCUAAAUCUGGUUUUAAAAGCCUAAGAGUGAGAUUUUUAAAAAGCAUCUAGAAUGACUAUGGGGCACAUGCCCUAUUGACUUCAGAGUGCAAACUGCCAGACAUGCAUAGCCUGGUUAAAGCAUUUCAGGUUUCUUAACUUGUGACGGUUCACUGUAUCUGAGGGUGGUAAUGGUUGCAAAUAUAGCAGGGACUAUUGCCUUAUGAAUUUCGUAUGUGAGCUUGUGGUGUUCUCACAGAAGGAUGCUAAUGAGACCCUGGACUCUUUUUCAAGACAUAUGACCAUUUUAAACUUGAUUUAUUUAUUUUGGAGAAAAAUCUCUACAUAAAAUCUACUAACAAUUAGGAAUCUAGAGAAACACAAGAUAAAUAGCUGAACUGGAUAAGACUGUAAAAUAAGUAAAAAGCUAGAAACAAAUUUUAAAAAUCUGAUUUAUUUGUUGGACACCUCCCUCAGCUUUCCUGCAGAUAGUUUUGGAGGAAUCAGGCUGACCACUAGUAUCUCACUUAUCAGUCCGCAGUAGAAACUAUGAUUAUUCAGUUGCCAAGAUAUUUGCUAAUUAAGUUCUCACCUCAACCCUAUCCAAAGGAUAUGCAAGAAAUGAGCAUCUGUCCCUUCAGGCUUUGGGAAAAGUGGAAAUUUAGGGUUCAUCUACUCUAAAACUGGAGCCACAAGCGAGCCAUGUGUGUUCUGACAGUUACGCAGGCAGGCCAGGAAUAACUUUAUGCAGGUCAGGUCCUCUGAACCAGGUUAGACCAGUCUGUACUCUGCCUCCCGAGGGUGAAGCUUCAAGAGACUUGUUACCUGCCUCAUUUCAGUAUUGAGGAUAUGCCUUAUCUGCAGGAAGCAUUCUUUACCUUACCCCUUUGGCCAGGAAUACAAUCACUAGGAAGCCCAUAAAGAUACAUAUAUUAACACGAUAGUCUGAAUAUUCCCUACUCUGUCAUAUCUCAAUACAAUAGGCUUUGAGUAUUCCAUGAUUCUAUAGCAUUCAAGUGUCCCAUACACUUCCAGAUCUGUUAGAGUAAUUUAUAAUCCAUUUGUAAUCAUUCUAUAUACAUUUCGCCAUUGUCACUUUUGCCUCCCCCCUUAAGAGUUAUAUAUAUUGUCCCCAAAGAACAUUAAUUUUUAUUGUUUAAGGCACUUGGAAAGGCAUAUGUUAGACUUAAUCCAGACCAGAAUUUUAUGGAGUAAUUAGAAGAAAUAAGCAUACUGGUUUGGAGAAACUAACACACACAAGCUUUUGUCCCAGGUUCAAAGCCAACCUUUUGUGAAGUUUGGGAAAGAUCGAAUUUGCUUUUGCUCUUGUCCAUUGCCACCCCCACCCCCCCAUCUCUGCCUGUGCUCCUUGCCAUCGUUGGUUUCAUCUGGAGGCAGAAACACUAAAAUACUGUGAAGUUGCUUUUGUCUCAUGUCUGUCCUGAUUUGUACCAGGAAGUGCUAAAGAUCUUGUGCACUCCUGAGCUCUUUUAGGCCACAGAAGUUCAGAUAAGUCACCCAACUGACACUGAUAAAGUGUAAUAAUUCUCUACUUUAUGCGGGGCAUAAAACAUUUACAGUGCAAUCUUGCUUGAACCCAUGCACUUUCUUUGGAGCUUCAGCUGGUCUAGAGUGAUUUGGUAGAGGCAUUUUUUUCUUCCUCACCCCUUUCUAUGCCAGCAUAACACAGCCAAAAACUGAGGAAGAGGUUUAGCUUAAUCUACCCUGAGGAAAUGGAUAAAUAGACUUCCCAUAUUAACACAGUGACAUGGUGAUUAGCCUUAGUUUUGGUCUUACCAAGGAGCUAGACCAUGAAAUGUAUUAAAUGUAGCAAUCAGGUAUGCUGUAGGAUUGGAAUAUUUAAUUAUAAACCUAAUGAAACAUUGAGAAUUAAGCCAACUUGGUUAAUGCACCAGUCUUAACUGCAAGGAAGCAGAAAUAGAUCCAGGCCUAAACCUCAGGGCUAGACACUUGUGAUAAACUGAACUCUUCCCAAAAGUACAAACUGACCCUACCUGUGCAAAACCUAGCACUACCACAGUGGGCUCUGGAUCAGCCCUUUGUGCAAAGUAUACUGGUCAGUCAGUAGCAGAGGUGGAAAUAGAGCUCAGGAGUUCUGGACUCUCCUUCUAGGCCGUGUGGCCUUCAAAGGUACAUUUACACUGCAAGGACCAAAAUACACCCUGCUGCAGCAAGUCUCAGAUCCUGGGUCAACUGACUUGGGCUCACACUAUGGGGUUAAAAAUAGCAGCAUAGAUGUUGGGGCUUGGGCUGGAGCCCAGGAUCCAAGACACCCCCCACUUUCUGGGUUUCAGAGCCCAGCCCAGGUAGGAACAGCUACACUACUUUUUUUAGCCCUGGAGUGUGAGCCCAAGUCAGUUGACCUGAGCUCAGAGUCGCUGCCACAGGGGGUUAUUUUUGUAGUGUAGAUGUACCCUAAGGAGUCUUCUUCAGCCUGGCAGUAUUUUUGCUCCUCUUUGUAAAAUUCACCCUAGUCAUCAGGCAUGAUAAAAAUUAAGACUUUAUUCAUUUCUAAGCUAGGAUUCCCAUAAUCUUAUUUUUGAGCAUGUUUGGUGAGAUUCUAUAGAGAUUCACACAGGAUUAUCUCCAUAACUCAGUCAGGUGACUUCAUCUCUUGUAACUAAUUCAGCCACUCUAAUCUCAUGCUGUGAUAAGUGAAGGGGGUGGGGGGUAACUCCCUUUUAUGAGCCCCUAGCCAGCCAGCAGCUAUAAAAUCCCUCUUAGUAGCUUUUCUCUAAUUGCUCUACCUGUAAAGAGUUAAAAAGUCUCACUGCUAUGCAUAGGUAAAAGGAAGUGAG